CUGACUGUACAGUGACGCACGGAUAAAACACAGAUGAUCGAUUCCUCCCAGCGCCUUUACCUGACUGGUUACAGUGCCAUACGGAUGUAGCCGGGGCUGUAUCGCCGACCUCUGCUGUUACGAGUAUAUUAACCAGGGAGAGUGGAGGAUAUCUAGUGGAAUUCUCUCACACUGGAAACGUCUUACGGAUGCAUGUAGCCAUAUUGACCGUCUUUCGUGUUGAUGUGUAUUAGUUACUGAGCCGCAACACUACGAGGACAGAGCAUGCAGGACCUAUCAUACAAUGCUUCCGUUUUCAACGGAUCCUUAGAUACAAGUUAUGACGAGCAGGAUGAGGAGGGAAACGAAGCUCUUCAAACUUUUGUCAUUUACGCGAAUAGGUAUUUACUGCCUAUUAUAAUAGUAACUGGAUUUCUCGGAAACACCAUAUCCUUCUUUGUUUUCAUCUUUUCACGACUAAAGCGUAUCUCCACAUCGGUUUACCUAGCUGCACUGUCCAUCUCGGACACGGGUUUCCUGUUCUGUGUAGGUUUCGGUUGGCUGGAUGCAAUGGGAAUACAUUUCUUUCACAACAAUGGAAUUUGUCAGAUCGUGGUGUACAUGACGUUUGUAUUUAGUUUUACAUCUGUGUGGUAUGUAAACGCUUUUACAAUGGAGAUGUACGUCGCUGUUUUCCAUCCCUCAAAAGGCGCCAAAGUAUGUAAACCCAGAUUUGCUCGGAGAGCGGUGAUCAUAUUGACAACAUUUGCAGCGUUUUUGUACAUAUUUGCUUUCUGGACUGCAAAGGUGGCAACUAACGGAACUGAACAGAAGUGUAUGUCUACGUCAAAUGACAGAGACACCAUGAUGGUGUUAUCUAUACUGGAUACAUUCCUCACGCUCUUGUUGCCUUUUUCAAUGAUCAUUUUCAUGACAACACGACUGUUGAUAGAUAUUUCAAGGCUCUACAAGAAACCUCCAGAGGAUGGCAAUGGUUCUAACAACAACAGUGUAAGUGAUUCUCAAGUCGACAGAAGCGAAACGAACAGUGGUAACGACCGCGUGGCGAAGCAAGCUCUGAAAGCUCAGGCAAAGCUCAAGCGGAUGUUGGUGGUGGUGAUCAUUGUAUUUGUGGUUUUGAAUCUGCCAAGUCAUGCCAUACGUGUACAGUUCUUCUUCCGAAGCAUCACAGAGUCACAUUACGUUGUGUCGCGGACGGAAGUAUACUGGCAGCACAUAGUUCAAAUCUUAUAUUACAUCAAUUUUGCAGUCAACUUUGUGUUAUACAGUGCAUGCGCUAAAAGUUUCAGACAUGCGCUGUUAAGACUUCCUCUAGCAAGUUGUGUCAAUGGUUGUUCCUGCGUCAGAAAUCCAUUUAACGAAUUUAUAGAUAAAAAAAUCCGAAAAAACAAAUUGUCCGAUAUGAAUUGUGCGGUAGGCCAGAAUGAAGGACACUUGAACUCCCGGCUGGUAGAAAUCCACCUGUCAGAAAUCCAUAUGUCCCAACUACCGUCCCUUGACAGUGAGUAUAUCUGCCAGUCCCCUCCCUGUCUACUCAGACCUGAGCAGGCCUUGCAAGAGUAAACUACCGUAAUAACUCACAACGUCUAAAUUGGACUGACUAAUAAGCUUAUUUGUAAUUUGAAUGUGUCUUAUUUGAUAUGUGAUGGGGUUUCAUCAACCGUCGGAAUAUACGUCAUGUGGUGAUACAUAAUUUUGCACUCCAUACCAAUAUGUAUAGUAUAUUACAGGGUGGUAUCAUUACAGAAACAAGGAAGUUUGUAUUGUAUUUCGUGUUGACGUAAUGGGUCCUUUUCAUUGUGAUAUGUGGCAUUUUAUGAUGUUUAAAGUAUGCAGGUAGUGUUAUUUUAUAAAUAUUGUAUAUUAUCAAAUGUGUUGUCUAUUACAUAAACAUGCUGUGACAGAAUAUUACAGCUGAGGUGGUCUAUUGUAAGCUGGAGAGAUUUGAUAUUUAUGAUAAAGUCCAAUCGGCAGUAAAGUUACAUUAUACUACAAUGUAUACAUGUGAUAUUCCAACGGUGUAAUAGCAUCAAUUAACAAUACAUAUACACCAUGGCAACACAUUAUUCCCACUUUUCUUCAUGAAAGUGUAUAGACGUAGAUUUCUGACAAAACGACAGCAACUGAAGGUUUCAAAUGAUAAACAGAAGCCCCGAGUCAAGGCAGCUGACAAGAAUGAUAAUACUAUCAGUUAGGUAUGUAUGUCUUACUAUUGUGGCAGGCAACGUUUACAUAUCAGAUAUCUAUGAUGAUAUUUAUGUGAUUUAUUAAGUACUGCUUUGUUAUGUCGCUUUCAAUAGUAACAGUCAUAUAGCAUUUAAAUAUAAAAUAUCUAUAUAAAUGUCAUUUCCGCAGUUUUCUUAUGCCGAAGCCCAUACAAUAUUGAUAAAUCAAAUAAGAUGUUGAUGUAGAUAUCUAUUCAGCACAGAUUUGUAAUACGUAUGCCCAAACCCAUACAAUGUUGUACAAUGUUGACAAAUCGGAUGUUUAUGUAGAAAUCUAUUCAGCACAAAUUUGUUAAACUUGUGCCUACAGCCAUGCAAUGUUGUACAAUGUUGACAAAUCAGAUGUUUAUGUAGAAAUAUAUUCAGCACAAAUUUGGUAACUUGUGCCCACGGUCAUACAAUGUUGUACAAUGUUGACAAAUCAGAUAUCUAUGUAGAUAUUCAACACAGCUUUGUUAUACUGGUGCCCACAGUGCCUUGUUAUUGUUUAAACCAUUGGACUCUUACGAUAAUGCCUCUAAUUAAGUUGUACACAUAGAUAUCAGAAAAAAUAACGCAUUUUAUAUUCAGACAUCAUAAUGACCAUUCUUAGGAAAACAGAGUAUCUAAUUAUCGUUUUGUUUGUACGUCCGUGCGUUAUUGUGUACGUCCACACUUUCAACGAGUUUAAGUACAGUAGAUCUCAGGAACCCAGGGGAGAUUUAUUACACAUUAGAUGGGAAUGUACUCUUUGUAAUGACAUCGAAAUAAUAUGUUUCCAUAACAAAUUCUUACUUUAAUGGCAUUUAAUCUGGAUUUUACACGAAGGCCCGGACUUAAGAACUCCAAUACACGAGUCUAAGGAUUGUCAUAAUACACCAUAUUGAUGCGUGAUCGAAAUCUUCGGAUUUUACUAAAUCUUAAGGUAUUUAUGUUGACAUACCAAUCUACAGAUUUACUUAAUCUUAAGGCAGUUAUGUUGACAUACCAAUCUACAGAUUUUACUUAAUCUUAAGGCAGUUAUGUUGACAUACCAAUCUACGGAUUAGUAUAUGUUUAUAAAGAACUUAAACAUCUAAACGUAUCCUUAUUACACUAUAUAUAUACCGGUAUAUCACGGAAGACACCUUUUCCAUGCAUGAUAUCAUACGCUAAUUAUCAACAAAUGGUCACGCGUUAUGGUGUUUAUUCUAUUAGAUAGCUGUCUAAGGAGUUGUUGCUUGGCAACGCUGGUUUAAAGUUCCAUAUUACGUUGUUAUGCUAAGUCUCAUCAUUUCACAAGAAAAAACAUGUAUGAUUUUUUUUCAAUAAGUAUAGAAAUAUGCGUAGUUUAUAUCGUCCAUAACGGUAAUAUAAUGAAUACUUUGACUUCAUAGUUUGCCAUAUCACAUUCGGUAUGCAAAGGAGACGGUGUGUGUCCUUUCUUAAUACUGCUACUUUCAUAUUCAUGCAUUUCUGUCUAUUUCGGAGCAUGGAUGACGUUAACCGCUUUUAGUGAUAUCAGAAGAGAUUCGAACAACGAAUCCGGUUAGAAAUUCAGUUAAUGUUUAAUUGGAUCGGAGAUUCAGUUCUUAAUGUCUAAUUGAUUUUUUAUUGACGUUUUGACAUUCGGAUAAAAAAAAAAAAAAAAAAAAAAAAACGCAUCCGCUGCAGCAGCGGAUUGGGGAAGAAGAUUUUUUAUGUUCGAUUGAUAUUUUCUUAUUAAUAUAUGACAGAAGAUUCCAAUUAUGAAUACACUGCCAGCAGUGGGUUGGGGAUUCAGCUUUUUAUGCUUAAUUGAUAUUUGUAUAUGUCAAAUCUAUGUGGUUUGUUAGCAGAUAUUUUACUAAAAUUACACGAACAAUUUAAGAAUAACUUGCAAAUAAACAUUGACGUCUUUUUAAAGAGCAAGAAAAACCCACUAUCAUUCAUUUUUUUAACAACAUGAGUUUAUUUCAUUUAUUGAAGCAUGAUAAUUUAUCUGAUAUUAUUGCAUGACCAUUGGAAGUUUACUUAUAAUAGAUAUAAUUUGAUCAAGUUUGCCUAAUUGAACACAAAAAAGUGAACCCACAGACGUCUGCUGCAGCGGAUUCGUUAUUUGAAUCCCAACAUCAAAAUGUCAAUUAAAAAUCAAUUGAACAUUUAGAAGUGAAUCCCCGAUCCGCUGCGGAAUAUCAUAUUCCAAUCAUAUAUUAUAAGAAGAAAACUAAUAUGAAACUGAAUCUCUAAUCCGCUGCUGGCAGCGGAUUCAUUAUUCGAAUAAUAUCUUAUAAGAAACAUACCAAUUGAACAUACAAUAUAAAUAAAAAAAACACUUCUCCCCUAUUCGCUGCUGCAGCGGAUUUGUUAUUUGAAUCCCAGCAUCAAAAUGUCAAUAAAAAUAUAAGUAAACAUUAAAAACUAAAUCCCCAAUCUGCUGCUGAAUCUACAAUAACGAAUCCGCUGCUGACUUGAGCCUGUUUUACAGCAAUGUGCUGAAUAGGCUAAAAUAAUGUUACAUUAGUUACAAAUGUGCAUUUUAUUUUCAAAAUAAAUUCGGAGUUUUCAGUAUACCCCUAAUUGUUAAUAUCAUAGGCCCAUUUUUACAUUGAUUUUGCUGGAAAAGGUUUAGUGGAGGUCUUUACACAUCUGAAGCAUUUUUUUUUUAAAGUUUUACAUCAAACAGUAGUGUUAAUGUUCAUACGCAAUAGCUUCCACGACAAGAGCAUGGAGUUAGAGAAAAUGUCUCUCUAAAGAGCGAGUUGUGGCUUUUAUACAACUAUAAAAUUAAAUAAGCCGGCGCGUGCUCGUCCUAAGGCUUUACACGCACCAUCUGCAGUUGUCUCAUGUGGUGCUUUAUAUCUACAAUUGCAUUUCAAUUCCUUUUUAGUUUUGCCGGAAAAACAUGCAUCAAAUACAAACAAAAGAUAAUGAAAUAAAAGUAAAAACCAAAUCCAGACCAGAUGAACUAUAAACUGUUUAAUUGGCGGAAUAUUCUUUGAGCGCGAACAGUGUAGUUGGAAGUACAGCCUUUUAGGAGACACUUGUCAAGUAAUGAUGAUGCCAAUCUCACUUCACUGAUCGACACAAACAGACAGAUAUGUCUGUUUAUAAAAAGACGUGCACGACGAGAAGCAAAAGUGUGACUGAAUAUUUGCUUUCAUGAAACGGCGCCGUGAGUGUAAUUCGUAUGCUGAUUAACUAGAGAUAGUUCUAAUUUAAUCAGUAAAUCUAAUCAACAAGAGCAUCACUGUCUCACAUUUCAAAAUAAUUUAAUAAUAGAUACAAAAUAUACUAAAUAUUGACUAAGAUAACCAUACCGCUGUUUCAUCUCUCUAGAACUUUCCACGAUACAAGGGGUCGGAGGAGGGAAAACACAAUAUCGGAAAUAAGAAAAAUGAAGACAAGACUUCAAUAUAUUGAAAAAUAAAGGGGCUGCACUAAACCUGUAAUUGAACCAAUUCGUACUUUUUUCGGUAAUGGCUGAACGAGCGUUGAAUACAAAUCUUGCUAUCUGGUGCCACAGGUAAUACGUUAUUAUGAUGUCGGUGUAUAACGAUCGUUAAAAUUGUCAUUUAUGCUCUUUUCCCACCGAGAUAUUUUAUGUUUGAAAAUUUUCAAAUUAUGAACUACUUGUCAUGUUUGUCACAUUCAUCAUAUCCCUUGUAAUGCUACCAAGUUAUUGUCGUCUGUCUGAAUGUACUGUCUACCAGGAUCUAUAAAUAACACACUAAUAUUCAUACAACAUGAGCAGAAUUUGUGUUUACGACGUUGCUUUGUAAUAUAAUGCAUCAAACUGCAUGUUAUAUGAAGCGUCUUUAUAUAGAAUUUGUUUGAUCUUUAACAUAUGUAUAUUACAGUGAGCAACUAUUCGGUAGCCGGAGAAUAUAGGAAAUACCGACAUAAUAACGAAACCAUAAUUCUAACUCAAAAACAUCGGAAAAUAUCAACAUAAUAACGAAACCUUAUUUCUAACUCAGAUACAACGGGAGGCUAUAACGAAAUAAUAACAAAACCGUAACUCUAACUCAAAAACAAAAGUGAAUACCGACAUAAUAACGAAAUCGUAACUCUAAGUCUAAAACAACGGAACAUACCGACAUGAUUUCGAAACCGAAAUUAUAACUAAAAAAAAAUACAAAUAAAAAUAAAACAAAACAAAGCAAAUACAAGUUCUAUCUCGUCACAAGAUACGACAUACGAUCUUUUUUCCUACACCGCCGUGAUACGAAAUACGAUAUGUUUUCCUACACCGCCGUGAUACGACAUACGGCCUCAGACCACAAUUAAUUUUCCCUUCUAUGUUAUACCAAAGAAAAAUGAAAAUACAAAUAUUUCAAAACAUUGCAAAAAAUCUAGUUUUCAUAUCAUGUUGUAGAACUGUUCAAUCUGAUUCAACAGUGAGCUGGAAAGUACCUCAUGACCUGCAUUUAAGAAAGAUAUUUUUAUUUAAAUGUCACCACCCCUCUGUAUUAUGGGGAAAUCCGGAAAAUUACAAAAUAUCACUACUCAAACCUUAUAACUCCCUGUGUCAUUCCUCACAAACAAACAUGCAAAUGGUGUAAAAAACAAAAUGAUCCCACUAGAAUAGUAUAUGUUAAAAUUAUGAACAUAUCUGCAAUAGCUAAAUCAGGAAAAAAUAUUUAGUAACAUACCUGAAAUUUACUUAUGUACUACAUUCGUGUACAACGACCCGGAAGUGUAACUGUGGUCUGAGGUCACACGAUCUGUUUCCUACACCGGCGUGAUACGACAUACGAUCUGUUUUCCUACACCGCCGUGAUACGACAUACGAUAUGUUUCCUACACAACCGUAUUCAUUACGUCAUUAAACAAACAUCAGUUCAAUAGAAUGUGUCUAGUUUUGAUACGAGAACGUAUUCCCUAUUGUAUGCCAUUGCUACAAUGUUAUAGAUCUGACAACAUGAUAUAUAUUGCUGAUACAGGUAUGUUGAUGUGUUGUAUUUAAUCCCUCUAGUAAUGCCCCUGUGACCGACAUUCAUUUUAUAUAAUAUGCGAUGUUUGUUUGACAUUUAUUACCUUUUGAUAACCCCAAUCAAUUUGGUAUAUAACUCUAAUGUCAGAGUAUGUCUGUCUGGUUUUAAUAAGAAAGAUAAUUAGCAAUUCGAUGCCUGUGUCCCAGUGACCUCGUUACUGUCGCCACGAGGUAUGUCGCAUUGCGCUGACUGGAUUUAUGCAGAUCAUACGUGUUAUGUAUAUAUUGUUACAUUAUAUAUGAUGUGAUCUGUUAUUUUAUCAGCCGUACAAAGCUGAAUGUUGUGCAAUCACAAUGCAAGUGCGUGAAGUAGUGUGAAUGAGAUAAUGACUACUGUGAUCUGUUUUUACUUUGAAACGUUUUAGAAGUAAUUUUGUUGUAUCUUAAUGUUUGUUUACUACUAAUUAAGGCAGAGGCAACGAUACAGUGUACAAUAAAUUCGUGUAGGAUUGGUACUAAACGACUAGGUGAAUGCAGUUGGAUAUUUAUUACUACUUUUUUAGUGCUGACGUGAAUUAUCUAGUGUAAACUCAAUGUCCUUCACGUUUGGUGCGAAUUCUGUGUAGUCACGUAAUCGCUUCAUUCCAGAAUAAAUUAUUUGCCUCCAGGUAAAUGAUACAAUAACAUUCAGGCCUUGAGUGAUCAGUAACAUUAUCAUGAAUAAUUAACUUAUUUCUGUAGAAGUUUUCGAUAUAAAUCAUACCUCUUCAUAUGAAUUCUGUAGAAUUCAGCGAAUUCAAAAACAAAUAUUUAAAGAAAAACAUUUUACAUAUCAAUGAUGAUUCUAAAGUAUUAACGAUACUGACAGUAACAUACGCCUUAAUGCUCGUGGCAUAUCAAAAUACUGAACACGGUUAAUAAACUCCGUUUGAUACAGACACUCAUAUGUAAGAUCCUCUAUUUAAAUGAAUGAUGGGAAAUCAUAAUUGCCUUUCGGGAUGAUAUCCUCGAUUGAUCUCGGAAGAGCCUCUGGUUAUAUAAUACCAUCCCUGGGUUUAGAGAUUUUUUCGUCACACAGUCAAAGUAAGGGAGAUAUUAUUACUAAAUACAAAAGUGGUUCAUCAUCUCUCUACACGGUCAAUCCUCCCCAUCCAAGGAAUACUACUGAAAUUCGAACACUUGUUCGUGAUAAUUAAUGUGGUGCUGGUACUAUUUAAGUUAAAUAUAAGAUAAAGUGUUCGUGAAGAAUGCGACCACUUUUCCUUUGUGACAAUACAUUAGAAGGUAAAAUUGUUUGCUCACAAGUCAGACGAAGGUUUGUAUCGACAUACGGUCUAAUUAUCAUUAUGUGCACAGUCAGUACUUUCAUCAAGUGGUUUGCAUAGUGAUGUGAAUCAUUGUUAUAGAAGAUGUUGAUCUCUAUAUUAUAUAUUCUAUUGUUCGAUGUAAUAUUCUUAUUGUUGUUUGAAAUAAAUUUAUUGAAAAUGAA
Molecule: messenger RNA, 8587 nt
Organism: Pecten maximus
Lineage: Eukaryota; Metazoa; Mollusca; Bivalvia; Pectinida; Pectinidae
Product: thyrotropin-releasing hormone receptor-like
Exons: 2
Coding region: 265-1563 (432 amino acids)
Biological process (GO): G protein-coupled receptor signaling pathway
Cellular component (GO): plasma membrane
Molecular function (GO): G protein-coupled receptor activity
Source: RefSeq, a predicted model, not a curated record